UUGAGCAAAACACAAACAUUAAACAAACAAUAUGAAGUUUGUUUUUUCACUUCUCCUUCUUUCUUUCCUCUCAAAUCUUUCACUAGCUUUCUCACAUGAUGAUGGUGCACCAAUAUUUGACACAAAUUAUUGGGCUAUUUACCCAGAAGCUCGUUACUACAUUGUCCCAUCAUUUUUCGGCUUUCGCAGUGGAAAAUUAAAACUAGCAAAAACCGGUCAUUCAAACUGUCCAGUUACUGUUUUAGAACAAGAUUUCACAACUGAUAAAGGUGUACCGGUUCAAUUCAGCAUAAUAGGAUCAAGCUAUGAUAUCUUAACAGGUACACCAAUUUUUAUUGAGUUCACAAAGAAGCCGGACUGUGUUAAAUCAUCGAAAUGGUUGAUAUUCGUUGAUAAUGUUAUCAAAAAAUCUUGUGUUGGUAUUGGUGGUCCAGAAAACUAUCCUGGUAUGAAAAUAUUGAAUGGCACUUUUAAUAUUCAGAAACUCAGCGGUAUUACAUAUAAGUUUGUAUUUUGUGAUAGUGGAUCGAAGACUUUUUCGGAUAUUGGAUGGUAUGAUAAUGGUGAAGGUGAAGGACGUUUGGUUUUGGCAGAUAAAAAUAUUUCUGGUUAUGCGUUUGUGGAGGACGUUUGGGUUUGACAGAUAAAAUGAUUUUUGGUUAUGCGUUUUUUGAAGCUCAAUCUUAUGAAGAUGGAAUUAUAUAUUCUGUUGCUUGAAUUUGGAAUUUUCUAUAACUAAGUAUGUAACUUUUAUGUUGUUGUUUUGAUGAGUUAUGUGCUUUUAUAAAUGUAAGCAUUUAGUAAGUUGAAUAAUAUUUUGUUUUGAUUGUU
Vicia villosa (hairy vetch) is the source of this 831-nucleotide messenger RNA. Its product is annotated as kunitz-type trypsin inhibitor-like 2 protein. The transcript has a single exon. The record is from RefSeq and is a predicted model, not a curated record. Gene Ontology annotation, molecular function: endopeptidase inhibitor activity. Lineage: Eukaryota; Viridiplantae; Streptophyta; Magnoliopsida; Fabales; Fabaceae. The coding region runs from base 32 to 640 and encodes 202 amino acids.